AUGGGUUGCGAUGAAAAGCAUCAUUUCAAAAUGCAGACCUGGGCUUCUAGACAGACUGGAAGGGCAAAAUGGGAAUCAGAGGGAAUUAGAGGAAACCAGAGUUGGCAAAAUAAUUUUUACUAUGAAAACAUUUUGGCGAAAUUAAAUAGAAUUUUCAAUGUCAACUCCGAGCAUCCAAAUUUUAAACAAGUGUACCCAAAAAUGGGCGGGGGAAACAUAUAUAAGGAGAGAGGCGAAACAAAUCCGUAUUUGGGAGCAGCGAGGCAACAAGGUUUUCAAAACGUCGUAUUGACCCAAGUUCAAAAGGUGAUCCAAAGGGGUGUAGUGGUGUUCUUCCUGUAUUUUGGCGGCGAAGACGGAGAAUGA
Messenger RNA from Mitosporidium daphniae, 366 nucleotides. RefSeq lists its product as uncharacterized. Lineage: Eukaryota; Fungi; Microsporidia. Bases 1 to 366 code for a protein of 121 amino acids. The record is from RefSeq and is a predicted model, not a curated record. The transcript has 3 exons.